UAGAAGGAAGAGUGGUAACAAAUAUUCGGAGCUACGCGAACGAGUCACACUACUGAUUGCAAGUACGAGUACGAGUUGGACGAGAGAAAUUCAGACUGGUAGAAAGAGGUCAAAGUUCAAACGUGCUCUUGAGUGACUUCAACUUACGAAAAAGUGAGAAUUAGCAGUCAAAAUGCGGCAUUUGAGAGGAUAUAAAGAGUUGAUUUCUUUACUUAGCAGACGUUUGUCCACAAGUGAACAACCACUGACCACUGCAGCUGUCACUCACAAACAGAAUGAAUUGUUUGACCAGGAGAAGCGUCGUCAGCUUGACAUGGUCAAGAGAAUCGAGAAGAUCACUGUCCAUCAUGUUGGUCAGUCUAAUGAUUGCAAAUUGGCCAUGAACAAGGAUCUCUCCACACCAUACCAUGUAGCGAUGCAUUUCAACGAGACCUACAUGAAGCGAUCUGCAAUAGCCCUGGUGAAUGGACAACCUUGGCACAUGCUCCAACCACUGACAGAGGACUGUGAAUUAAGACUAAUCACUAUGAAGGACGAUGAACCCACAGAAGCUAAUAAGGCUUUCUGGCGAUCAUGUUCUUUAAUGGCUGGUGCUAUCUUACAGAGUGCAUUCAAAACAGAUGUCUAUAUCCAACCUGUGAGGGCAGCAGAUAUUCCCGUUUCUCAGGGGUGCUUUGCCUAUGAUGUUAAUCUACCUUUCCAAUGGGAACCAUCCCAAGAAGAGCUCACCAGUCUGAGUAGGUUAUCCUAUGAGUUAGCAGAGAAGAAACUUCCCUUUGAAAGGAUAGAGGUCAGACCAAGUGUCGCCAUGGAGAUCUUCAAAGAUAACGAGUACAAGGUUGCCGAGCUGAACUCAAUGGACACAGAUCGUUUAGUCCUCUUUAGAUUAGGCCAGUUCAUUGACACUAGUCCAGGACCUCUCGUUGCCAACUCAGGCUUCAUGGUUCCACACAGAUAUUCCUUCACAUGUGUUCAUCAAAUAGAUGAUCAUCUCAAGUCAGGGAACCAAUUAACCAGAUUCCAGGGUGUAGCUCUUCCCGGUGAUUUCCCUUGCCACUACCAUACCUGGAAUUUAAUACAAGAUCGCGCUAAGACACCAGUCACUACUGGCGCACCACCUUCAGUAGACUCAUGACACUGAGAGCCUAUCAGACAUGGAGUAGAGUGAAAGCAGGGAUAGAGUCAACCAUGACCUUUGACCCUCUAGAAGCAACCAGUCAACAGCUUCAAAGGCCACUCCACCCUUUCAUUUUGAACGCUGAAAGCCGGAAGUGCGUUGACCCAUAAACGUGUACUUUUACACAUAUUCAAUGCCCUUCUGGACCCUGUUUCAUAAAACUUGUUACAAUUACAAAUGCUAAAUUUCUAUGACAAAUUUGCUCUCAGCCAAUCAAAUGCCAUGAUUUCAGUAGGUUAUAACAGUUAUUGGAACUUGUUGUUGAUAACAUGUUUUAUGAAACAGGGCUCUCAACUGAGUUUCUCCAUCCUGACAGAUGUUCUAGAAGAUUACAUCUAACAAACAUUUGUCAAAACAUAAAUUAUGUUCUUCGUUAACACUCUGUCAGUCAUGGAUUUGCUGCAUGGACAUACAUGAAGAUGACAAAUUCCCAAUUAUCCUGUUGCGAUGGUCUGGCCAGUUAUUGGAUGUAUUUGGAUAUACAUGUAUGUGUAUAGAAGCUUGGACAAAAUUGAUGGGACUAGUUUGAGAGGAACAGGUUUAAAGUAAUUAUGAAAUUGUUGUUAUGCAGUUGAUCAUUUGUGCAAAGUUUUUUUUUUUAAAGUUAUGGAUCACAUUCAUUGAAAGCAUGUGGUCUUCUGCCCGCCAUGCAGUCUCAGUGACAUGUUAAUUUUUUUUUGGUGACAUUUAUUGACAUGUUCUUCAAGACUGUAAAUAAUGUAAAUGCAACGUGAUAUAUAUAAUGUAAAAUGAGAUAAAUGGGAUCGAGAGUCAAAGUAUUUCUACAUCAUUUGCCCCUAAGGACAUAACUUUAAAUAUCAAUAGACUUUGCAUCUCUCUUUCACAAAAUGUCAAGAUAUUGUUUACAGUUUUUGUUCCACUCACCCGAUGCUCCUAUUGAAUCUCUAUUACAAUGUCUCAUCAUAGUGCCCCUCAACUCUAUGUAAGAGAUCCUUUAUUACAUUAUUCACCAUACUCCAUGUUCUAGCCUAUGUGAAGAGCUACUGUUGCUAAAAAAAUUGGCAAUAAGUUUCUGUUUUUCUUUCCUGAUCAUGUUAAUCACAUGUCCAUGUUUUUAUUCAAGUGAGUUGCUUAAUUAGAAUUACAACAAUAAAGAUAUUAUAUGAGAUGUAA
This is a messenger RNA of Strongylocentrotus purpuratus (purple sea urchin), 2311 nucleotides long. It is a transcript of the gene mrpl39, whose product is annotated as 39S ribosomal protein L39, mitochondrial. The record is from RefSeq and is a predicted model, not a curated record. Gene Ontology annotation, molecular function: RNA binding; nucleotide binding. The transcript is spliced from 10 exons. Bases 173 to 1135 code for a protein of 320 amino acids. Lineage: Eukaryota; Metazoa; Echinodermata; Echinoidea; Camarodonta; Strongylocentrotidae. Gene Ontology annotation, cellular component: mitochondrion.